Messenger RNA from Centruroides sculpturatus (bark scorpion), 1777 nucleotides. RefSeq names its product translation initiation factor eIF-2B subunit delta-like (gene eIF2Bdelta). Bases 170 to 1696 code for a protein of 508 amino acids. The record is from RefSeq and is a predicted model, not a curated record. The transcript has 2 exons. Lineage: Eukaryota; Metazoa; Arthropoda; Arachnida; Scorpiones; Buthidae.
CAUUUGCCCAGAUCACGUUAGUAUCAAUUAGAGUAAUGUAUUUUAAGAAUGAUGCAAUUCAUUUUUCUGCAUCUCUAUCCUAAAAGACUGAAUUUUAAUUUUGCUUGUUAGAAAUAGUGAAAAUAUUAUUAUUUUGUUAUUCUGAAAAUUGAAAUUUUGAAAAUUUACAAUGCCUGCCACAGAUGAGUCAAUUACAAUAAAAUCUAAUUUAACAACAACAGCUAUCCAAGGAGAAAAAAAUCGGCAAAAAACAAAAGCCCAGUUGAAAGCAGAAAGAAAAGCAGCAUUUGAGGCUCAGCAUGGCAAUUUGCUUUCUGAGAAAAAGGCUGCCACUACAAAAAAGAGUAAGGCAGAAAGAAGAGCAAUUCAGGAAGCUCAAAGAGCUGCAAAACAAACAAACAAGCAAGCAAAUGUUAAAAAUAAAGAUAAAACAGAAAAAUCUCAAGAAAAUCAAGUAAAAACUGAGAACUUGAAUGAAAACAAAGUUAAUAAAGUUGUUGGUGAUGAUAUAACAUCAAAUACAGAAAAAGUUGGAGAAGAAAAAACAAAUAAAUUAGAAAUUGAAACUAUUACUCACUCUGUAGAAAAAAGUAAAACUUUGGAAUUUGAAAAUCAUCAAAAAACUGACUUUAAGAAAGUACGUUUAUUUUCACAUCUCUCUCUUCGUUCUUGGGAUAAUACUAAUACGAAGUUUGUAGGACUUUCAGGAAGUGUCAUUCAUCCAGCUAUUAUAAAAUUAGGCUUAAAAACAAUCUCGGGAACAAUAUCUGGUUCUAAUGGUCGUGCUGUUGCUUUAUUAGCUGCAUUUAAGGAAGUUAUAAAAGAUUAUGUAACUCCACCUCAGAAGGAGUUAUCAAGAGAUCUAGAAUCAAAAAUAAAACAGUAUGUUAAUUUUCUUAAUCAGUGUCGACCACUAUCAGUCAGUAUGGUGAAUACUGUCAAAUUUUUACGUUGGCAGGUAACACAUAUCCCAAAUGAUAUAUCAGAUGCUAAGGCUAAAGAUCAACUAAAUAAAGCAAUUGAUGAUUUUAUUCAUGUAGAAAUUGAACUUGCUCAAGAAGCAAUAUCUGGAUAUGCAUUUGAAAAAAUUUCAGAUGGUGAUGUAAUAAUGACAUAUGCUUGCUCUUCUUUAGUAAAGAAAGUACUGUGUGAUGCUUUCAAAAAAGGGAAGAAGUUUAGAGUAAUAGUAGUGGAUUCAAGACCUAAAUUAGAAGGACAGGCAACGCUUAAACAUCUUAUGGCCCAUGGAAUACCUUGUUCUUACAUUUUUAUUAAUGCCAUUUCUUAUGUUAUGAAAGAGGUAACAUCAGUGAUGUUGGGUGCUCAUUCUUUGCAAGCAAAUGGAUAUGUUAUGUCUAGAAUUGGUAGUUCCCAGAUUUCAUUAGUAGCUCAUGCCUAUAAUGUACCUGUUUUAGUUUGUUGCGAAACAUACAAAUUCUGUGAGAGAGUACAUACUGAUGCCUUUGUUCAUAAUGAAUUAGGUGAUCCAAAUGACCUGACAAAAAUCAUAUCUUCAAAGAAUAAGGAAUGUUUAACAGAAUGGAAGGAUAUACCUUCAUUACAUCUUUUAAAUUUAUUAUACGAUGUCACUCCACCUGAUCUAGUUGCUAUGGUAAUUACAGAAAAAGAUAAAUUACCAUGCACUUCAGUUCCAGUAGUGUUGAGAGUUAAAUAUGCUGGAAUUCUAGAUUCUUAAAAUGAAUGCUGUAUAAAAUUGUAUGCUUUUCUUUCUUAAAAGUAUUGUAACUAAAAAUCUAAUCUAAUUGUUUUUCACCUA